Molecule: messenger RNA, 411 nt
Organism: Galeopterus variegatus (Sunda flying lemur)
Lineage: Eukaryota; Metazoa; Chordata; Mammalia; Dermoptera; Cynocephalidae
Gene: QRFP
Product: pyroglutamylated RFamide peptide
Exons: 1
Coding region: 1-411 (136 amino acids)
Molecular function (GO): orexigenic neuropeptide QRFP receptor binding
Source: RefSeq, a predicted model, not a curated record
AUGAUGAGCCCGUCCUCCCUGUCCUACCUCCUCCUCCUGCCACUGGGUGCCUGCUUUCCUCUACUGGACAGAAGAGAGCCGGCGGAUGCCAUGGGGGGCAUCAGAGCUGGAAUGAGCCGGGCAGGCCUGGCCGAGGGGCACCCACCCCACUUUGUGUGGAGUUCCUCCGAGUGGCCGAGGGCUCCACAGCCACAGGCUCUGCUUUUCAUGGCCAAGGAGCUGCAGACAUCGGGCCGAGAGCACGCCGGCUUCAGGUUCCGCUUUGGGAGGCAGGACAGCAGCGAGGUCACUAGCCUUCUCCCUGAUGACAGCGAGAAGGCUGGUGGUGGCACUCUUGGGAACCUGGCGGAGGAGCUCAGCGGCUACAGCAGGAAAAAAGGUGGCUUCAGCUUCCGCUUCGGCAGGCGGUGA